Messenger RNA from Acaulospora colombiana, 765 nucleotides. The record is from the annotation of a GenBank genome assembly. NCBI's taxonomy places the organism in Eukaryota, Fungi, Glomeromycota, Glomeromycetes, Diversisporales, Acaulosporaceae.
AUGAAGGCACCACAUGGCAUGAAAGGCAGUCUUGUGAUCAUGCGGCUUGGCUCUAGGAAUUUAAAAAUUGGUGGUUUCAAACCAGCGCUUUUUAAUAAUUUUGCGACAUUAGAGUAUCCCCUGCCAGACAGCACAAAUGACAAAAGGAACAAGAGGUAUAAUUUGUUCUUUUUCGGCUCGGAAGCCACGAGAGGAGAGGGUGCUCAAAAUUUGCAUAAAUUAUGGAGUAACAAGCCACUUCAAAUCUGGCACAGAGAGACAGACACUAAACAUGAAGAAAGUCAUGUCUUACGUGUGACCGAUGAUGAUAUACAUUCCAUGGCCAUAGAAAUAAUAUCUCCGAGUGUCGCUGAUACCUACAUAACUUGCCCCGCUCAACUCAACCGUGUUCUUGGAAUCAAACUUCCGAUUCUUGUUCUCAUAGUAAAAAAUUUGAAAAAGUAUUUCACCUUAGAAGUCCAAAUUAUGGACGACAAAAAUGUUAUAAGGCGUUUCCGUGCAUCGAACUUUCAGUUCGUUACACGCGUCAAACCUUACAUAUGCACCAUGCCUAUGAGAUUGGACGAGGGAUGGAAUCAAAUCCAAAUUAAUCUUGCAGAUUUUACACGCCGCGCCUACAACACCAAUUAUGUUGAAACAUUAAGGGUGCAAAUACAUGCUAACUGCAGGUUGAGGAGGGUUUAUUUUGCAGAUAGGGUGUACGCAGAGGAAGAGUUACCUCCCGAGAUGAAGUUAUGGGUAUCAAACAAGGAGCAACGAGGUUGA